Molecule: messenger RNA, 4891 nt
Organism: Penaeus chinensis
Lineage: Eukaryota; Metazoa; Arthropoda; Malacostraca; Decapoda; Penaeidae
Product: transient receptor potential channel pyrexia-like
Exons: 6
Coding region: 231-2987 (918 amino acids)
Biological process (GO): transmembrane transport; monoatomic ion transport
Cellular component (GO): membrane
Molecular function (GO): protein binding; monoatomic ion channel activity
Source: RefSeq, a predicted model, not a curated record
UGGCCAACCCGCGGGUCUUUUAGUUGAGCCGCGGCGCCACGAACGCGAAGAGUCCUCGGCAGCUCUUCGGCGGACGAAGGAACUCAGCGCGCGCCUCCUCGGGAUCCCUCGCUUCCAGGAUCUUGCCGAAGGACUCUCAACGAGGAGGAAGAAGCCUGUUUUGCCGUCCGUCCUCGGAGUCUUCCUAAUCCUCCUCAUCCUUCUUCUUGCUGCCACCACCGUGCGUGGUGAUGGUGGCUGACGUGGAGAACCAGAAGACGCCGCUCGUGACGGCCAUGGAGAUGGGCAAGCCGCAGCUACGGGCUGACUCCGUGAACGAGCUCUUGGAGCGGGACGACGAUGCGGGGCUGCGGCAGCUCGUGCAGAGGUUCUCGGAGGACCAGGUGCGGCGCCCUCAGCCCCUCCCCUCGCAGGCCGCCCACAUUGUAACGUCCCUCCACAUCGCGGCGCAGAAGGGGAAGCUGAAGUGCAUGCGCGUCCUCUUGGACAACUCUCCCUCCGCGGACGUGCUCGACGCGCCCGACCACGACGGCAACACGCCCCUCAUGGCGGGCGUAAAGGAGGCGCAGCACGAGGCUGUGAAGAUGUUGCUGGAGGCCGGCGCUCACGUCAACGCGCGCAACAACAAAGGGCAAAGCGCGCUGCACAUCAUCACUUUCGCCAUCCACAAGAACGCCAAACCCGAGGAGGCGCUGCAGAAGACGGCGAAACUUCUCCUCGACUGGCAUAAUAUUGACUUGGAGGCUCACAACGGGUCCGGCCUCACUGCGCUGGCCACCGCCGCCAGGUAUCUGCCGGAGGGAAGUGGUGCGCCGCGCUCUGGCUUCCUCAUCGAGUUCUGCAGGAAUCUGGUGGCAGCCGGAGCCUCUCUGGAGGAGACCGUUGGAUCUGAAGCCAGCGAGGAGGUCCUGAGGAGGAAGCAAGCUCUGACAGCCGUUCUGAUGGGCAUGGGGCGUGGCGAUGCUCCGCCUCGACCGGCCCUUUCCAGAUUCUUGGAUCUGCUCGUCCUACGCAAGGGCGCGAAGGAAAUAAAGGACUUCAUGCCCAAGAACUCCGCCAACUGCCGCCUGGGCUCCAAGUCACUCCUCUUCCACGCUGUGGACUCCAACGACGAGGAGCUGACGCGGUUGUUCCUCGACCGGGGGGCCGACCCAUGGGCCGCCGAAAUCACCAAGGUGCUGCCCAUCUACCGCGCCGCCGCCAAGGGACACGUGCCCAUCUUCGAGCUACUGCUGGAGCGCAUGAAGACGAACGCGAGCAAAAAGGUGGAUCUGCAGGAGCACACUUUUCACAUUCUAAAGAAACUGAUCGAAAACAGUCGGCGGCAGAAAGGGGCUCCACCAGAAGUCGACCACCUGAAGUGCUUGGAAAGGAUCCUGCAAAAUGACGUCCUCUUGAACCUUAACCAGACCUUCCACGGCCAGACGAUCCUGCACGAGGCCGCUGCCUUCAAUAACCAGGACAUGCUGUGCGAACUGCUGAGCAAGGGCGCCUUCCUCGGGGCGCACCGCAAAGUCAACGAGACGGACCGAGGGAACGUGCUUCCGUCCCUCCUUCCGAGCACACUGGAGCGCGCGAUGGACAAUUGCAUCUCAAACCUCCCAGCCAAUGCAGACGAAGCCGAAGUCGAUGCCGAGCUGGAGAACAUGCUCGGGGACAACUAUACUCUCAAACUUGACUACAGAUUUCUGCUUCCGCCAGGCAGCUCGGAGCAAAAUGUCGAGCAGCAGCGAAUUAGCGAAUUAGGGACCUUAAUGGAUAUCAGCAAGAGCAAGCGACAUCGCAACACCAUCAAACACCCUCUCGUAGAAACCUUCCUGUAUGCCAAAUGGCGCAAAGCAUUGCCAUAUUACAUAGCCAACCUCGUCCUCUAUUUCAUCUUCGUUCUCGUCCUCACCGCCUUCGUCUACAGCCUCAAGGACCUUAGGAUACUGGAGGCCAGAUCCUCGUCGAACUCAACCCUAACGGACGAGAUCGAGUCGCAGCAGACGACCGUGAACUCGCUCAUGGUUAUCCUCAUUCCCUUCACCAUAUAUAUGCUGGUGCGCGAGGUUUUCCAAGUGGCCUUCACCUUCAGCACGUAUUAUAAGAACGUUGAGAAUUACUUUGAGUGGUUCCUAGUAAUAGUUGUGUUCGUGUUGUGUUCUGCUAAUCUCGACGCUGACACGACGCGCCAUCUCGCUGCCUGGGCGAUGAUUGUGGCUUGGUACGAGUUCGUGCUGAUCCUGGGCCGAGCUCCUCUCCUGGCCAAGUACGUGAGGAUGCUUCGACACGUGUCCUAUAACUUCCUCAUGAUGAUCCUCCUCUAUGGGGCCCUGCUGCUCGCCUUCACCAUUUCCUUCAACAUCAUCCUCCAGCCAACCGAGGCUGAUAAGGAAACAGAAUUUACCACCUUCUGGACGACCCUCCCGAAGGCGUUGGUGAUGGCCACAGGGGAGUUCGAGUACUCCGACCUCAGCAAGGAGUUCUCGAAGCAGAUCGUCCUCCUGAUGUCAGCAAGCUUGGUGUUCUUGCUCUUCGUCUUCGUCAUCUUCCUCGUCCUUAUGAAUGUGAUGAACGGUCUCGCGGUCACGGAUACGCAGCAAGUGGUCAGCGACGCGGCCCUCUACUCCCUCCUGGCGCGCCUCGAACUCGUCUUCCUGAUCGAGUCCAUGUUCCUGUGGUGCCCCGGCCUGCAGCGCCUCUCGUCCCGCCUGCGCCUCCUCUCCGGCCCUCACAACACGCCCUUCCUCUACGCCAAGAUCAACAAGAGGCGGAAGGGCGACCGGCUGGAGUCGGGCAGAAGUCGGGAGGAUCUGAGUCGGCUGGAUAGCACGACGUCGGAUAAUCUGAGGAUGCGUCGCCAGCAGUACCUGGAAGAGGAGAAGCAUCGCCGCCGAGGAGACCCUGCUGCUGAGUGCCUCUCCAUCCUUCGGAAAAUAGCCCAGCGCCACCCGGAGGUCCUUCAGGAUGUCGUCGGUACUCCUGAGGCGACGGAGCAGGAGUAGAUCUCGUGCUCCUUCGUUAGGUCUUCAUACGAGAGAGCUGGAGAUGAUAUUCUGUGUUUGCAGGGCUUGUGGUGACGCUUACGGUGAAACGUUAGCAGUGAAAGGGAAAGCAUAUAUAGGUGUGAAUAUAUAUACGUGUAUUUCUCUUGUUUUUUGUCCGGCCAGAGGAAUUAGGAAAACAAAACAAAAAAAGUUUUAAACGGUACUGAACCAGAAGCUUCUGACAGAAUGAACCUUUAUUUAAGCAAGCUUUUUUUUUUAGGAAAAAGGAAUACUUGACUGUCAUUCCAGCUGUCAAGCAAUGGCGUAACUAUAGGGGGAGAGUUCCAGAUACACCCCCCUACCCCCUUCCCUCCGUCUCACCCCAUCCACCAAACUGGAAAAACAAAAUAAAACAAUAAAAUGUACAUCUUCCCCUACCCCUCCCCCUCCCCUUCCCCUAAGGAGAGAUCAUGAUGACAAAGUGAAAGAAAGAAAAACUAUAAACUAUUGUAUUAUUCGCUGUGAGAUAACACAUUCGCAAUCAUACUUUCUUUUUAACGCCACUGCUGUCAGAGAGUGUGUUUGUUACGUGUAAAUAUUUAACACGUAUCUUUAGGUCCCCUUACCCCCCCCCCCCCCCCACCCCCACCCUCCAGAAGCGAUACAAACGGUGCUACAGAUUAAACUCUUCGGUAACAAUAAAUACAGAUUACUGAAAGUGUAAAUAAAAACACAAAAUUAAACUUUGCCAAAAUAGAAGAGAAAAAUACCCAUAGCAGCAGAUUUGUUAUUGUUUUUUUUCUACAAAUAUCAUAAUAUUCAGACAUAAUAAGACUACGGACGUAUUUAUAAACAAAAAAGUAAUUAAGAAUUCGUAAAUUGUUAUCAUUAAUGCCUAAACUAUUGCAUUUUCGAUUAUUAUUAUUUUCAUCAUUAUUAUAUAAGGAAUGUGUGCUACCAGAUGAAAAGGACAGCGAUAGCAGUAAUGAUAAUAAUGAUGAUAAUUUACGGUGAUAAUAACAAUGUUGCCAGGGUAGGAGAACCGCCAUAGAAAUAAAAUACUCGCAAACUGCUAUAAAUCCACGAGUAUUUGCCACUCUGCUAAAUUUAAGUAGAUUAUUUUUUUAAAAGGUUGGGAUAUUCCACAAACUUUUUUCUUUUCUUUUCUUUUUGUACUGUUAACCUAUGUUAAGCGCAUGUAGUUACUUAAACAAGGUAAAAAAUAUGUGAAUACUGUCAGAACACGUAUUGCUGUUAGCAGGUAGCUUGUCUUACACUGUAUAUGAAAACAACAGCAUGAAAUAAGAAAGAAAAGAUAAUGCUAUUAAACUUCUCAUCAUCAAUUAGGCGCUAAUGGUUGUGACCAAGAGAUAAUGAAUAGUGUUAAUAAGCUUAAUGAUGUUAAUAUGCUCAUUAAUAUUGCUAAGCUUUAUUUUGUACUUAACUUAAUCGUGUACAUGACUAGGUAUAUAUAUAUAUAACUUAAUAGACCAUCACUAUGUAACACUUUACCUUCUUGCUGAAGUAUUUUCCAACUAGCAUCCUUGCGUCAAAGCGACUUGGAACGAAAAGUACUUAGUUUUUGAUUAAUGAUGUUUAAAAUAACUUAAACGUCUAGCAGAUUUUUGUUAAAGAGAGAAGGGAAAAGUAUAAUCCUAUGAUUUAUGAAUGUUUUAUUAUUAUUAUUAUCAAUAUGAUAUGAUUUUAUACGCGUGAUUUGUACCUGUAUAUCACGUUAUUAGUAAUCACGUGACCAGGGUUGCUUGAUAUGAUAUACUGAUUAAAUAUUAUAAUUGCUACGUCGAUUCUCAUAUUAAUAAGAGUGUGUAUCACCUCAUUACUACAUGUGAUUUUAUUUUAGAAUAUUGGAGACUUUUCAACGCUACGGCCAUAUUCUGAUUAAUAAUAAAAUAAUGAAAGAG